UAGUAAGAACGACGAGAAUGACAACAAAACGAAGAAGACUAUGAUUUGACUUUAUAGAAAGGAAAAAGGGAAAAAAUAAGACUAUGAACGCCCGAUCACAGGUUUUUGAGCUGUCCCUGGAAGGAAGACAAGUAGAAGAAGCUGUACUGAGUUUAUUCCACACAAUCUUGUUUCACAGAACUACAGGAAAGUUUAACUACAAACAUGGAGGCUCUUACACUAUUGGAACUGUUGGGUUUGAAGACGUGGAUUGUGAUUUUGUAGACUUUACUUAUGUCCGUUGUGACUCUAAUGAACUGGAUUUAUAUAUUCGUAAACAAGUACGAGAAUUUAAGGAUGCUUUGAGGGAGGAAAGUGGGUCGAAAAGUGGACAAAUAUCCCUUGAAUUUUACCAAAAGAAAAAAGGAAAAUGGCUGUUCGGAGCUGAAUCUGUCCCAUGGGAGAUUUGGACUGUUAAACUUAAUGUUAUUACAUUAYCCAAUGAACAUGAAAGGCAGAUAUGUAGAGAAAAGGUUGGGGAAUCACUCGCAGAGAAAGUUCUUUGUAUCGCUGAAGCAAUGAAUCGAAGAGACUAUGUGCCAAAGCCCAACCAACAAUCCGAUCUAGCUAAUGUCUUUGAUGUUAGUUUUAAGGAAAUACAACCCUACUUACAUCGUAUGAGCUACCAAACUUCAGACCAGCCAGCUUCAUCUGUGGGAAAUACCAUGAAAAAAAUGCUAUUGGAUACAUUUUCGUACUAGAUCAAUGCCGGGCAGUUAAUGAAGCUCGGUCCGAUAUACAAUAAUCAAAAUAUUCAAAAGGUGGAACUAGACUUUUGAGUUGAAAAAUCCACCAUAGCAAAUAUCAAUUUUGUUCUUUUAGGAGAUGGUAUUUCCUUAUGUUAUAUCAAUACACUAUUCCUARUUAUGAUUGUGAAAUGAGGAAUAGAUCAAUGAAAUAAAAAUCGGCAAGGUUUUUUU
This is a messenger RNA of Actinia tenebrosa (Australian red waratah sea anemone), 959 nucleotides long. RefSeq names its product autophagy-related protein 101. NCBI's taxonomy places the organism in Eukaryota, Metazoa, Cnidaria, Anthozoa, Actiniaria, Actiniidae. The record is from RefSeq and is a predicted model, not a curated record. Gene Ontology annotation, molecular function: protein kinase binding. Gene Ontology annotation, cellular component: phagophore assembly site; Atg1/ULK1 kinase complex. Gene Ontology annotation, biological process: autophagosome assembly; autophagy.